UUUGAAUUUAUGGAAAAAUUGGCCAACUCUACUUAUAUAAAUUUUCAAAAUAUACCCAACAACCAAACGAUAGACUUAAUACUAGAUCGCUUAAAUAUAACACCCGAUAAAUAUAUGGAACUUAUAUAUAAUUUAACCGGAGAUACAUCUAUUAAAUACAGAAACGAUUUAGAUGAUGUAGCUGAUAAAAUACGUAGUACUACGGGUGAUUUUAUUAUAGAAACAAGACAAAUUUUAACCGAAUAUGGUCUUUGUUAUAUGACCAACACGAUGUUAUCGGAAAAGUUUACCUCUUUAUAUUUGAUUUGGGGUGAAUAUCCGGUAAAUGAAAUAAGAGAUCUUAAGACAACACUGCAGGUAAAGCAGAGCAGUUAUUUUGAUAGUGAUGUUAGUUAUAAUUUUUUGGGUUUCAAUGAUAGACCCAUAGAUGGAUUUUUGCAUAGUUCUUAUGAAAUCAUGCAAGUGGAUCAUAACUUGGGUUAUACCAAUGAAUCCUUGCAGGUGGAUGUAGAUUGUAUAGAAAUUAUAACCGAAGAGGGUUUUGAAAGUGGCGCCAGUGUGGAACAGCGUAAAUGUCGUUUCCAGCAUGAAAGUAAUUUGACACAUUAUCCGGUAUAUACAAGAAAUCUAUGCCUCCAGGAAUGUCGCUUAAAUUUGGUCUAUAAAACCUGCAAAUGUAUACCACACUUUUAUCCAAAUCGCAUUCCUAAACCCAAACCGAUUUGCAAUUACAAAAUUUUACGUGAAUGUUUUGUGCAAAAUGCACAUUUCUUUAUAAAACUAUACAAA
This is a messenger RNA of Lucilia cuprina (Australian sheep blowfly), 789 nucleotides long. RefSeq lists its product as uncharacterized. Gene Ontology annotation, cellular component: membrane. The record is from RefSeq and is a predicted model, not a curated record. Gene Ontology annotation, biological process: sodium ion transmembrane transport. The transcript has 5 exons. The annotation marks the transcript as partial. Gene Ontology annotation, molecular function: ligand-gated sodium channel activity. Lineage: Eukaryota; Metazoa; Arthropoda; Insecta; Diptera; Calliphoridae.